Messenger RNA from Zerene cesonia (dogface butterfly), 2536 nucleotides. Its product is annotated as acyl-CoA Delta(11) desaturase-like. Gene Ontology annotation, biological process: unsaturated fatty acid biosynthetic process. NCBI's taxonomy places the organism in Eukaryota, Metazoa, Arthropoda, Insecta, Lepidoptera, Pieridae. Gene Ontology annotation, molecular function: stearoyl-CoA 9-desaturase activity; iron ion binding. Bases 186 to 1286 code for a protein of 366 amino acids. Gene Ontology annotation, cellular component: endoplasmic reticulum membrane. The transcript has 8 exons. The record is from RefSeq and is a predicted model, not a curated record.
GCUUAGCUUUGGUGUUUCCGAGAGGGCCUGUGUCGGAUGCUGCAUUAAAUCAAAUUGUUUACAGUGCAUGUUUUAAUCGUGAAUGGAAGUUGAUUUGUAUCGUGAAGAAAGUGCCGACUGCCGGGCGUUCGUCUCGCAACAUUGUAUUUCUCAGCAAUCCUCAUCCUCAUUAUAAUUUAACAACAAUGGCCGUCGAUCCUCAAACGUAUACGAAGAACUUAGAGGAACAUGAGUCUUCAAAUUACAUAUCGCUAGACAAAAGACGGGACUACGAAUGGCAAAUAGUCUGGCGAAACGUGUUAGCGUUCAUUUAUUUACACGUUGCUACUUUCUACGGCUUAUACCUCAUAUUCACUGGAAGGGCUAAGCUUUGGACCGUUCUUUUUGCCACAUUUUUCGCGUCCACAUCAGCUAUGGGAGUAACAGCGGGCGCACAUAGACUUUGGGCACAUAGAGCGUAUAAAGCAAGAUGGCCCCUCAGAUUGAUUUUAGCUGUCCUUCAGACUAUGGCGUUUCAAAACCACAUAUAUGAAUGGGUUCGUGACCACAGGGUACAUCAUAAGUUUACCGAAACGGACGCCGAUCCGCAUAAUGCAAAGAGGGGAUUCUUUUUCUCACACAUCGGUUGGCUGAUGGUGCGAAAACAUAAGGACGUGUUCGAAAAAGGAGCUUCAGUGGACAUGUCGGACCUCGAGAAAGAUCCUAUUGUUAUGUUCCAAAAAAAAACAUAUCUAGUGCUGAUGCCGCUGUUGUGUUUCGUUUUGCCGUCAUGGAUGCCAGUCUUGCUAUGGAAUGAGAAUCCCUGGUCUUCGUGGUACGUCGCGUCGAUCCUGCGUUACACAUUCUCACUCCACUUUACUUGGCUCGUCAACUCAGCGGCACAUAUCUGGGGCAAUCGACCAUACGAUAAAAACAUAGGCGCCACAGAUAACAAAACCGUCGCGAUCCUAGCAUUCGGAGAGGGUUGGCAUAACUACCACCAUGUAUUUCCAUGGGAUUAUAAAGCAGCAGAAUUGGGAAAUUACCGUACGAAUAUGUCAACUGCGCUCAUCGAUUUUGCGGCUAAAUAUGGAUUGGCAUACGAUUUAAAAACGGUAUCAAUGGAAAUGAUUCGUAAAAGAGUACGAAGAACAGGCGACGGAUCACAUCCACUGGAUAAGAAAAAUGAGUUGACCCACGAUAAUGACGAUCAUCAGCAUCCAGAAAAUCCCGUUUGGGGUUGGGAUGAUACCGAUAUGCCGGAAGAAGAUCGAAAACUUGCUGAAAUCGCUCACAAAAUAGACUGAACUUAAACCAAUUAAAUUGCUUGUAAAAAAUAUUAUUCGUCGAGUCGUUGAAGGAGAAAAUUUAGAUCAAAUGUUCAGAACCUUUAUGCUAGUUUAUUUAUAACUUUAAAACGUUGAGCAAAACGCUGAGAUCUAUAAAUUUACCGAGUAUGUCUUGAAAGAACUCGUAUAGAAUAUUUCAUUAAUUUCCGUUGUUAAGAAGGAUUUAAAGUUAUUUGAUGAAAUGUAUUGACUCGGAUAUGACAAAAAUAACCAUUUAGAUAUUAAAUGUAUACGACUUAAUACUGCUCAAAUUAUUUUAUGAUAAGGUUAUAAAAUUAAUUGUUAAAUAAAAGUUUUAAAAUUAAAGUCCUUUCAUAUUACGUCGAUGAUUUACAUCAGGUAUUUAUUGGUUAUGUUAUAGAUUGUAACCUUUUGCCUAGGCGGAACGCAAUAUUAUUUUUGUGUUCUGUAUAUGUGACUGUUUAAUAUUUACUAAGAUUCCUAGGAUAAUUGAGUUUAUUUGUGGUUGUGUUAAAGGUGAAGUAUAUAGUACAAUUAUUUAUGUACAAGAUAAAUGUAGUUUAUAAAUCGGAAUCGUGACUUAAUAAUCCCUAUUGCGUUGAGUAUAAUAAUGAUUCAAACGAAUAUAUAAAUAAAGAUGGAUUAAGGCUCUUAAAUAUUAAAUGUGAAAUUUAGAAGGUUUCGGUAAUGAAGAUUUGUUAUUUUGUUAUUCAUGAUAUAUUUGUACAUAAACAUUUUUUACCAAUAUCUGAAAUCCAGAAAUAUUCGUAAUUUUUUUUGGAAUUUGAAGAUUAAAGUAUUGUAUUGCUCAUAGAUCCUUUCGUCGAUUGUCUAUGUGAGCUUAAUAUAACUUUCUACUUCGAUAUAAUCGGGAAAUGUGUAUCAAUUUAAACGAUUACCUUUGAUUGUAUAUCUUGAAGUUAAUUUUAUUUUGCAGUAUUAACCGUUAAAUUCGAAUAAUAAGCGAUUUCUCAAAAUCUUGUAUAAUAAAAUUAUUACUGAGGUUUGCUAAUUUUUAACUCACCCAAUUAUUGUAAUAAUAUUUAAAGAAAUCGCCAACAUUAGACCUAACAAUAAUAAUAAUUUAUUCCUGUACAGCUGGUACAACGUUAUUUAUUUAUGUAGUUAGUGAUACUACAUGAUGAAGUUACGACUACAUAGUUGUUUGUGUUUAAGUGGUUCAAUGAUUGUAAGAUAUGACUAAUAAUAUAAGGGAAAUAUAAAUAAAACACAUCUUAAAAAAUUAA